AGUGUACUGAACUCAGGCGUAACUUUAGGGUCCGUCGCCAGCACCUCUUCGUUUGUCACACACACAAUGGCUGAGGAAUGAGCGCCCAGGGGGGCUCCCUAGGGGCUCCAACUUUGGGUGAUCGUCGAUCUCCUUACAUCGGGGGCUACCCAACCGACGUACAGCAACAGCAUCAGCAGCACCAACAGCAUCAGCAACAGUUGCACAACCCACACCACGACUACCAUCGGGGAGCGUUACAAUCGGACGCAACCACCGGUGGCGGUGGCUACCUGGAGAAGCAGCAGCAGCUGUUGCAGCAUCAGCUUCAACAGCAACAGCAGCAGCAGCAACAGCAGCAACAGCAGCAAAAGGGAUAUACAAAGCAAACGCAGCUGGCCUCAGCGGGCGGACCGAAUCAACGAUCGGCACGCGGGGCAGCCGCCAACAACAACAACAACACCACCGGAGGCGGCAGCGGCACUAGCAACACUAGCGCCACCGGUGGCCAGCAAGGUUUCAACGGUCAAAGUAUGGUCGCAGCGGCCGGCGGGCAGCAAGGCAACAUGGACGUCGGAUACAAUGCACAGAUGAGCAACAUGGCGAUGCACUCGCAGUCCCAGUCCUGGAACCAGAUGAGCGGUGGCGGCGCUGGUGGCGGUAUGGGCCAGAUGGGUGGUAUGGGCCAGAUGGGCGCCAUGAACCAGAUGGGCGGUGGAGGCGGCGGUAGCGGUGGUGCCGGUAACGGUGGCAUGGGACCAAUGGGUCAGAUGGUGGGAGGCGGUGUCGUUGGAGCCGGAAUGGCCGGGAUGGGCGCGAUGAACGCCAUGAACGGUAUGGGCCCGGUGGGCGGCGGUGGUGGUGGUGGGGUCGCGGCCGGCGGUGGCGGAGGCUACGGGCGGCACCACCAGCAGAUGAACCCGAUGGCGCAGAUGAUGAACAUGGGCAUGGGGAUGGGCGGUGGUCAGAUGGGUCCCGGAGCCCCGAACGGGGCGAUGUCACAGAUGGGAGCCGUCGGCGGUGGUACCGCAGGCGGAACGAUGAACCCGCUAAGUCAGAUGAACCAGAUGUCGCCAAUGUCGAAGAUGCAGGGCAUGGCCAACGGGUACGGGCCGGCGCAGCACCCGCGGCGGAUGGCACCCUACCCGAACCCCCAGAUGCAGAUGGCCCACAAGCGCUCGAUGUACGGGAUGGGCCAGGGUCAGGGGAUGCCCGGGGCGGGUGCCCAGUUUCCACCACACCAAGCGGCCGCGGCCGCAGCGGCAGCAGCCGCAGCAGCCGCCGGAGUGCCGCUCCCGAUGCAAGCCGCUGCCGGUUACGGCCGGCACGGACCGAUGGGCCCGAUGGGCUACCGAGGUGGACCGCCGAUGAUGCAGCAACGGCAAAAUACCCCUCCGUAUGGCGGUGGUCCCGGUGCCGGUGUCGUUGGACCCGGUCCACUCGGACCGGCCGGUAUUGGGCCGGGUCCGGGCGGUGGCCAUCAGGCUCAGCCACAUCAUCACCAUCACCACCAGCAACAGCACCACCAACAGCACCAACAGCAACAGCAUCAGCAGCAUCACCUCCAGCAGCAACAGCAGCAGCAACAUCAGCAGCAGCAACAACAGCAGCAGCAGCAACAGCAGCAUCAACAACAGCAGCAGUAUUACAACACGGGCUACCAGAACAUGCAGGGCUACCAGCCGGACAUGCGCAUGAACUUCCAGCACAGUCCGGUGCCCGGCAAUCCGACGCCCCCGCUAACACCCGCAUCUUCCAUGACCCCCUACAUCAGUCCCAACCCGGACGUGAAGCCAAACAUACCACAGAGCGAGGAACUACGGUUGACGUUCCCGGUGCGCGACGGCAUCCUGUUGCCGCCGUUCCGGCUCGAGCACAACCUCGCGGUCAGCAACCACGUGUUCCAGCUGAAGUCGACCGUCUACAACACGCUGAUGUGCCGGCCAGACCUGGAGCUGCAGCUGAAGUGUUUCCACCACGAGGACCGCCAGAUGAACACGAACUGGCCGGCCAGUGUGCAGGUGUCGGCCAACUCGACCCCGCUCGAGAUCGACCGGGGCGACAACAAGAACACGCACCGGCCGCUCUACCUGAAGCAGGUCUGUCAGCCGGGCCGGAACACGAUCCAGAUCACCGUCAGUACGUGCUGUUGCUCCCAUCUGUUCGUGCUGCAGCUCGUCCACCGACCGUCGGUGAACCACGUGUUGCACACGCUCCUGAAGCGCAACCUACUGUCCGCCGAGCAGGCGGUGGCCAAAAUCAAGCGCAACUUUGCCGUCAACAACCACAACGCGGCGGCCGCGAACCCGGGCCCGGGCGCUUCGGACAAGGCGUCCGACCCGCUGACCGGCGAACCGCAGGCCAACUCAGCUAAGGUUUCCCUCAAGUGUACGGUGACCUCGAAGAGGAUAACGCUGCCGGCACGCGGUCACGACUGCAAGCACAUCCAAUGCUUCGAUCUGGAGGCGUAUCUGGCUCUGAACUGCGAGCGUGGCAACUGGCGGUGUCCCGUGUGCAAUAAACCUGCCCUGACGGAGGGGCUCGAGAUUGACCAGUACAUGUGGGCGAUACUGAACACACUCAACUCCUCCAACACCCAGAACGGGAUGGACACCGAGGAGGUGAUCAUCGAUGCCCAGGCGAACUGGCGCGCGAUCAAACCUCCCGGUUGCGUCGGCAAUCCCAACAUUGGUGGCAAUCUCAACCCGCAGCAAACGCAACAGCAGUCACAGCAGCAGCAGCAGCAGCAGCAGCAACAUCCACAGCAGCUACAACAACCUCCCCAAGCACAGAACCCGAAUGAGGCCGGACCAGGCCGCAGUGGUGGUGGUCCCGGCACGCCCGGUCUGCCGGUCAUCAAGCCGGAUCCGGACGGUGACGCGAAGCACUUCAACAAGGUGAUGUCGCCCGGUUCAACCUCGCUCCCCACGUGGGACAACAUGAACGCGAUGAGCCCGUACAUGAGCCCGGACAUGAGCUCGAUCGCCAGUGGCAGCAUGAUGGGCGCGAACUACAAUCGAACACCGCAGUACGAUUCGUACGGCAAUCCGAUCAUGGUGAAGCAGGAAGCCGGAACGGCCAGUAGCCAGGGCCCGGGUAGUGUUGGUAAUGGGAACAACGGGCCCGGCACACCAGGCAUGACUGACUUCCACGGGGGCAACCCGUUGGCCCAUCUGAGCGAUUCCGUCAACUCGCUCGAUCCGCUGAACGCGAUGGAAAAGUCACUAAACGAUCAGAUGCCACAUACCCCGCACACUCCGCACACACCGGGCGGCGGCAAUUCGUCCGGCCACCCGAUGACCCCGGGCGGCCCGCCGAGUGUACCGCCGGCCAACGAAAACCCUCAGCAACCGACACCGAACAACGGUGCCGGUGGCAACAACAACGGUGGCAGUAGCGGUAGCGUUACCAAUCCCGGCCAGGCCAGCAGUAGCGGUAACAGCUCCAGCGGCCAGAUGAGCCACAGCCCCGGGAAUGGGAUGCAGCUACACUCGCCGCAACAGCAGCAGCAGCAACAGCAUCCCGGUCUCGGUCUCGGGCCGAACAAUCCGGCGGCGAACAUCAUGAACUCCCCGCAGAGUCUUAUGAACUCACCACAGAACAUGAUGAACUCCCCGCAGAGCAUGAUGCAGCAGCAGCAGCAGCAAAAUCUCCUCUCGCUCGGCUCGAUGAUGGGCCAGCAGCAGGGUCACGCGAACGCCCUGGCCGGGCUGACCGAUGUCGAUCUGCCGGCGGAUCUCAACUUCGACCCGGCCGCCGUCAUCGAGGGUGAAGGAGGCAACGACCUAAACCUGCUACCCGACAACGGGAUCGUCGAUCCGAUGGAACUACUCUCCUACCUGGACCCACCCGACCUGAACACGCCACCGUCGAGCGGUUCCAGCAACAACGCCAACAGCGACGACAUCCUGGCCGCCCUGUUCGACUAAACCGACGAAUCCGACGGCCUAUGAAGGGGCGUAUUUGAUGACCACAAACACUCGCUAAAACCACACACACACACGGCGCAUAUUACACACAAACACACAAAGGCAAAGCAUUAGUUUGUAGCUCCAGAGAGAAGGGGGCUUGUAGAGCAGAAGGGCAUUUUUGGCGCACUCUCGAUCACCGCCACCGCCACUGUGACGGCAGCACGGCAGCGUUCGUUCGGUUCCGGAUUCGGGCUCACUCCGCGCGGUCUCAGAUUCCUAGGCAGAGCUUUAUCGAGCUUUCGUUGUUCCUUUCGUGUUAGGCUUUUAUUUUGCGGGUCUGUCCGGUCGAUCCGUGCCAGAGCGUCCGUCACACGGGUCAACUCCUCGCAACUCCUCAUACGCCACAGUCGUGACCCGCACGGUUGGUGUUUCCUCUAUAGAACCCUUUACGGUGGCCUCCCCGAUGGCACGACGGUGGUAGUUAACUAGUAUUGGCCACCUCUCUCUCAACCAGCGAAAGCUAACUAAUGGAGACCGGAAGCGCACAGGCGGUGGUGGCGAGUGUGUGACGAUCGAAACACGUUGUACAGUUAAACUAAUUAGAGUGGACACGCGUGCUGGUCGGCAGCGGACGGCAGCGCUCUCCGUGUCGCCCCGGGGCCCGUAUGUAAGAAUUAUUUAUUUCCUAGGCGACGUUUAUUUUUGUACGUUUAUUUUUCCCUUCUAUUUUAUAUUUUGCGACAAAUUAUUUAUUUUUAUUCUUCGUAGCCCUUAGCCUUCUUCUCUUGUGAAUAUCUGAGUUCUGCUUCGUACCCCCCGUCUGUUGCGCUCUGUUUUAUAGAGAAAGAAAAAGAGAGAGAGAGAAAGAAGGUUUAGAAUGUGUGCAUGAUGUGUGGAAGGAAGGUGCGAUGGCAUUACCUGUAAAAAGUGAAUUGUAAAAUGUUUAUUUAGAAAGGUCUUAGAUUGUUUAUUGCUAAGCUUAAGUCUCUAACACAACACAUACGCCUGCGUGCGUGUAGAGGAAGCAGAAAGCGGAGGAUAACGGGGAUUAAAGUAAGAGAAAAGGAAACUAAAAACCUAAAAACACACACACACACACAAACACAACGACACGGACACAAACAACACCGACACACACACACACAAACACACAAGAAACAGGCCCAAAAAAAUUGAUGAAAUAUGUUACAUUUAAUGAUACUAAAUUUUAAAUACAACCAAACAAAAAACAAAUGCAACAAAAAACAAAUUUAAUCAAAAGUGUACAAAUACGAAGGUAACAACAGUACUAUAGUAAACGAAAUU
Molecule: messenger RNA, 5195 nt
Organism: Anopheles cruzii
Lineage: Eukaryota; Metazoa; Arthropoda; Insecta; Diptera; Culicidae
Gene: tna
Product: zinc finger MIZ domain-containing protein 1
Exons: 11
Coding region: 78-3908 (1276 amino acids)
Biological process (GO): protein sumoylation; regulation of transcription by RNA polymerase II
Molecular function (GO): zinc ion binding; SUMO ligase activity
Source: RefSeq, a predicted model, not a curated record